This is a messenger RNA of Lytechinus variegatus (green sea urchin), 2563 nucleotides long. RefSeq names its product arginine kinase-like. The record is from RefSeq and is a predicted model, not a curated record. The transcript has 8 exons. Gene Ontology annotation, molecular function: creatine kinase activity. Gene Ontology annotation, cellular component: mitochondrion. The coding region runs from base 116 to 1234 and encodes 372 amino acids. Gene Ontology annotation, biological process: phosphocreatine biosynthetic process. NCBI's taxonomy places the organism in Eukaryota, Metazoa, Echinodermata, Echinoidea, Temnopleuroida, Toxopneustidae.
UCGGUGUGUGAGGUUUUUCACUCUUCGUCUCUGGCUGCUUGGAUCUAAGACGUACCGUUCCAUCUGUCUUCCACUUUUCACCCAUUUUCGGAAGCGAGUAAUACAGGGUAUCAACAUGGCCAACCUGAACAAGAAGAAUUAUGAUACCGACGAAGAUUACCCUAUCAUGGAAGGGAACCGAACCUUCAUGGCAAAGAAUCUCACCAAGGAGCUGUAUAGGAAAUUGAGAGACGAGCAUACCUCAAGUGGAUUCACUAUUGAUAACUGUAUCCAGAACGGUGUUGAUAAUCCGGAUUUUACUCUUGGUAUCCUGGCUGGGGACGAAGAGACCUAUACCAAGUUUGCUGAACUGUUGGACCCUUGUAUUUCUGACUACCACAAUGGAUUCUCAAAGGAUCAGAACCACGUAACCGAUCUGGAUGUGAGCAAGAUCAAGGAUGACGUCUUAGACGAGAACUUUGUCAUUAGUUCCAGGAUCCGUACUGGUCGUAACCUUAGAGGGUUCUGUCUCAGCCCCUGGAUCUGCCGCUCCGAAAGAAGAAAGGUGGAGAAGCUUGUGUCUUCCGCUUUGGGAUCCCUUACCGGAGACCUGAAGGGAAAGUACUAUGCUUUACCUUCUCUGUCUGAAGCCGACCAGAAACAGCUCAUUGAUGACCAUUUCCUUUUUGAAAAACCAAUCUCCCGCCAUUUCACAUCUGGUGGUAUGGCACGUGACUUCCCCGACGGCCGUGGAAUAUGGCACAAUGAGCAGAAGAAUUUCCUUGUGUGGGUUGGUGAAGAAGAUCAUACCAGAAUCAUCUCCAUGGAGAAAGGAGGAGAUAUGAAGAAGGUCUUCACUCGAUGGGCUGAUGGUCUCAAGAAGGUUGAGGACUACAUCAAGCAGAAUGGUUCCGAGUUCAUGUGGAAUGAGCAUCUUGGUUUCAUUCUUACCUGUCCAAGCAAUCUUGGUACCGGUGUCCGCUGCAGUGUGCACGUUAAAAUCCCGCUGUUGGCCGCCAUUGACAAGGAAGCCAAGCUCAAGGAGAUCUGCAAGAAACUAAGACUCCAGGAACGUGGAACGUCUGGAGAGUUGACCGAAGCUGUUGGAGGUGUAUACGAUGUCUCUAACCUUGAUCGUUUGGGUUCAUCUGAAGUAGAACAAGUCAACCGCGUCAUCGACGGAGUCAAGCUCAUCAUCGAGAUGGAGAAACGCCUUCAGAAAGGCGAAUCAAUCGACGAUCUCAUUCCACAAUAAAUUCCUACCAGACAAACACUUAAAAAGCUAUUCAACCAAAUAUUUUGCACCAGCAUAUAAUUGCCUUAAUCCUGUUAAUUCGCCGUUUUGUAAAGUUGUUUAGCAUUCGUAACAUCAAUGUCGAUAAGCAAACCAAUAUCGUUUAAGGUGACGAUUUUGCAAACACCUUUAUCAAUAGACAUGAUUGAUAGGAAAUUAAAAAAAACUUUGUUGUCAUUGACAUGGUGUUGGUAUUAUCAUAGUCCGUGAAACUUCCAAAUGAUGAGAAAAUGACUUUCAUUUUUUCAAAUGAAUUAUAUUUCAGAAAUUCGUUAUUUCUUUCUCUUUUAUGAAAUCAUUCUGGCAGUAAAAUACUAGUUGUUGUUUUAUUUUCCAAUGAUUUAUACUAUAUAUAGAGAGCACAGUAAUAUAUAGCACUUUCAGUGGAUCAGAAAACAGGGCAGUCUGCGCACAAAAUACCAAGCAAAAAUCAUGAAAAAGAAAAAAAAAACGUUUUGAAGAGAGAAAAAAAACACAUGUUCAUUACGGAACCUUUUUUCGUUUCAUCAUGGUUUCACUCAAGGGAUUCUGCCCAAUAUAUUUGACAUUCGAAAUGUUGGUGUUAACUUACAGGCGCUGAGUUACGAAGGGCAGGGGCGACCACCUUUGUCUUUUUUUCUUCUUCACGUGAUGGAUGAAGAAACAAGGAGGACGGAAAAGAAGGAAAGAGAAAGAAGAAUGGAUGAACUGGAAAAGAAAUGAAAUGCUCAUAUAACUUUCCAAAGCCCAAAUUUUUUCUUUAAAAAUCAAAUUAAACCUACUGUUUGGUUCAUUUUACCCUUCUUAUAUGGGUGCCGUCUCUGUUCUUUUUCAAAUUCACUUUCAACUCGGUUUAUAUUUCUUCGUCAUUGCAUCAAAUGGAUUCUUUGAUAUUUUGAAAAAAAGGUUCAAUGCUGGUAUCAUUUUUGAACUAAGUGUGUUUGCCGUUUUUUGUUUUGAUAGAUUGUAGAUAAUCCUUUUCUCUAUUCUUCUUUUGACUAUAGGAUAAAAUAUGAACACUUCAUAACUAAUCUCAGCUGAAUGAAGUAAACAGUUUUUCUUGUAUGACUUACACAUUUUAUUCGAAUUUCAUAUAAGCUGUCAAACACUAAACAUUGACAUUAAUCAAAAUGCCAUUGUUGCUCGAAAUUUGGAACUUUAUUUGUGUGGUUUGUAAAAUGCAAACUUCAUAAUCAUAUUAACUUAGGUCAAUCUUUAACAAAUAUUAUUCUAAUAUCGCGACUUAUAUAUUUCAUGCUCCUUUAUAGUUUCCUUUGUGAAUAUGUGAAAUAAAAAAUAUAUAAAUGGUCA